GAGAGGAAGAGAACAACAACUGCAUCUAUUUUAUUAUUAUAACAAUUCUGAGAAUGGCCACCACUAAGACUACACUCUUGCUUGCUGUCCUUUGUCUUUUCCUAUUAUCCGAGAUUGGAAUGUUCAUGGUUGAUGCCCAAGUCCAAAGGCCAGAUUGCCAGCCAAAGUGUGCAUCGAGGUGCAGCAAGUCAUGGAAGCCGAAGAUGUGCCUAAAAACAUGCACUGCGUGCUGCAACACUUGCGAGGGGUGUGUGCCUGCAGGCCCCACUGCUAACAAGGAAGUGUGCCCUUGCUAUGCCAAAUACAAGAAGGGCAGGUGCCCUUAGAACACACCUCUCUUCCUUUUCUUUCGUGGACUCCCAUAUGAUCAUCCCUUGUACAAACAAUUUGUCAUUAACUCUAUUCAUCUUCCUUCCUCUCAAUAAAAAAAUGCAAGUUUAAGCUUGCUUAUUUACUUCUCUGCCUUUUUUUAUCUUGUCAAAUCUCAAUUAAUUUUAACCUUUCC
This is a messenger RNA of Hibiscus syriacus, 505 nucleotides long. RefSeq names its product peamaclein-like. NCBI's taxonomy places the organism in Eukaryota, Viridiplantae, Streptophyta, Magnoliopsida, Malvales, Malvaceae. The coding region runs from base 54 to 326 and encodes 90 amino acids. The record is from RefSeq and is a predicted model, not a curated record. The transcript is spliced from 3 exons.